GUCUCUUUUCCAUUCAUCUCUUGCUGUGGAUGUUAACUCUCCUCGAAGAUGUCUGAUGAAGAAAGGGAAUUCGUCGUUCGUAACGGAGUGGAAUCCGUUGAUAACGGAUUAAGUACUUUUCUAUUCACUUCCGAAUCUGUAGGUGAAGGCCAUCCAGAUAAAUUGUGUGACCAGAUUAGUGAUGCCAUUUUAGAUGCACAUCUGGAACAGGAUCCAAAUGCUAAAGUUGCUUGUGAAACUGCUGCUAAAACUGGAAUGGUUAUGAUCUUCGGGGAGAUAACUUCCAAAGCUACCGUUGAUUACCAGAAAAUAGUGCGAGAAACUGUCAAAAGUAUUGGUUAUGACAGUUGUACAAAAGGUUUUGACUACAAAACAUGCAAUGUUUUAGUUGCCAUUGAGCAACAAAGUCCAGAAAUUGCCUCUGGUGUUCAUAUGAAUAAGGCAGAAGAAGAAAUUGGAGCAGGUGAUCAGGGUCUUAUGUUUGGUUAUGCAACUGAUGAAACAGAAGAAUGUAUGCCAUUGACUGUAGUGCUUGCCCACAAGUUAAAUGCCAGACUUGCCGCUUUGAGGAAAGACGGGACGUUUCCUUGGGCUGGACCAGAUUCUAAAACACAGGUUACUUGUGAGUAUUAUUUUAAACAUGGUGCUGCCAUGCCAGUACGUGUCCAUACUGUAGUAGUAUCUACUCAGCAUACGAGGGAUGUGUCGUUGGAUGUUGUGCGGAGAGAAGUGAUGGAGAAAGUGAUCAAGCAUAGCAUUCCUCCGAAAUAUCUAGAUGAUAAAACAAUCUACCACAUUAAUCCCUGCGGAGAAUUUGUUAUGGGUGGGCCAAUGGGUGAUGCUGGUCUCACUGGGCGAAAAAUUAUAGUUGAUACCUAUGGCGGUUGGGGAGCGCACGGAGGAGGAGCAUUCUCCGGGAAAGAUCCCAGCAAAGUCGAUAGAUCUGCUGCUUAUGCCGCUAGAUGGGUUGCUAAGUCUCUUGUGAAAGCUGGACUCUGCAGGCGAUGCCUAGUUCAGUUAUCUUAUGCCAUUGGAAUUGCGGAACCAUUAUCCAUAACGGUAUUGUCCUAUGGAACUUCGGCAAAAACUCAAAAAGAAUUAUUGGAGAUUGUGAUGAAAAAUUUUGAUUUGCGACCUGGAAUUAUCAUAAAGGAACUGGGACUGAAAAAACCUAUUUAUCAUAAAACAAGUGCAUAUGGUCACUUUGGACGAUCAGAAUUUCCUUGGGAAAUUCCCAAACAAUUGGUCCUUUGACAAAGAUAGUUCUAAGAUGGUAUUGCCGAGUACAGUCAUAGUGAACCACAGUAGAGUGUCCAGAUUUCUAUUUAAAAAGGUAAACUUGAACGAUAUAUUGGUGCCUUGGCUAUAAAGGAACUGGCACACUCUUCUGCAAAUGUGUACGAAAAAAAAAUAUUGUUCUCCAUACAAACUUUUUCUACUCACAGGAGAAAACAGUGGUGGGUGAAUGGGCUAAAAUUUAUGAAUCAUGAACUGAGGAGUGUAAUUCAAUUGUGUAUUAUGUGUGUGGAAUUUCAUGGAUUAUCAUGUAUCUUGUAAAUAAUUGAUUUUAUUGCAUGAAAACUUCUGAGAAUCUCAUUUAAUUUGAUGCUUUAUGAGACCAAUACAGUGGUUUCCAAUAAUGAAGUAUUAAGUAUGUAAUUUAAGUAGAAUUGCUUAAAUGAAUUUUUCUGACCAUAUGUUAUGGCGUUUUAUUUUACAUGUGAAAUUCAUAUUUACAAUCAUGAAAUAACAAGUGCACUAUUAUUCCUCCAAUGUGGUGAAUUGUAGAAAAUCUAGAAAACAUUGCAAAUUAAUAAAGUUUAUUUCCAUAUUUAC
Molecule: messenger RNA, 1836 nt
Organism: Stegodyphus dumicola
Lineage: Eukaryota; Metazoa; Arthropoda; Arachnida; Araneae; Eresidae
Product: S-adenosylmethionine synthase-like
Biological process (GO): S-adenosylmethionine biosynthetic process
Molecular function (GO): ATP binding; methionine adenosyltransferase activity
Source: RefSeq, a predicted model, not a curated record